Molecule: messenger RNA, 1017 nt
Organism: Diospyros lotus (date-plum)
Lineage: Eukaryota; Viridiplantae; Streptophyta; Magnoliopsida; Ericales; Ebenaceae
Exons: 4
Coding region: 1-1017 (338 amino acids)
Molecular function (GO): zinc ion binding; nucleic acid binding
Source: RefSeq, a predicted model, not a curated record
AUGAAGGAAUCAGAGACCAUUCAAGAGUACUCCAAUAAACUUCUAGAGAUUGCAAACAAAUUGAGAUUACUGGGAGGAGAAUUUGCAGACAUGAGGCUUGUCCAAAAGUUUCUAGUUUCAGUCCCUGAAAGGUUUGAGACAACAAUUUCAGCCUUAGAAAAUACAAAGGAUUUGUCAAAGUUAACCUUAGUAGAACUCUUGAGUGCUUUUCAAGCACAAGAGCAAAGAAGAUCUAUGAGGCAGGAAGGAACUAUAGAGGGAGCAUUGUAUGUAAAGUCUCAACAAAAACAAAGUGACAAAGGAAAGAAGCAGGGGAAGAAAGAAUUUGAUGCAGCUAAUGGGAAAGCAAGUAGCAGUGGGAAGAAAGAGUAUCCUCCAUGCCAAUACUGUGGAAAGAAGGGUCAUCCGCCAUAUAGAUGUUGGAAACGACCGAAUGUGCAGUGCCACAAGUGUAAACAAUUGGGGCAUAUUGCAAAGUUUUGCAAGAAUAAGUCUCAACAAGUUGUAGAAGCAAAGGUAGCAGACCAACAACAAGAGAAGCAACUAUUUGUUGCAGCAAGUUUUGCAACAAGAAGUCCAGAUGAAAUUAAGGGAGAAGGCACUAUAGCCAUAGACACUAGUGCAGGUACAAAAAUGAUCUCAAAUGUUCUUUAUGUACCUGAUGUGAGCCAUAAUCUACUAAGUGUUGGUCAGUUACUUGAAAAAGGCUUUAAGGUUUUAUUUGAAGACAAGAUGUGCUUGAUACUUGAUGCUAAGGGGCAGAAAUUGUUUAGAGUAAAGAUGAGAGGUUUGCCACUGCUAGAUAAAGAGUUGAUAGUUUGUAAGGCUUGCCACUAUGGGAAGCAAACAAGACUUCCAUUCAAGGCAGGCUCAUGGAGAGCAAAACAGAGAUUGCAACUCAUCCACACUAAUCUCAGUGGACCAAAAUCAGAGGUUAAGAGGGAUAAGCUUGAUAGGAGGGCUGAACCAAGCAUUCUCAUUGGGUACAACAAUGUUUCCAAAGCAUAUAGGGUGUAG